AUGAUAUAUGGUGGUCACGUGUAUGUACACUGGGGCCGGAAGGAUUGCGGACCGGGAGCAGAGUUGUUGUAUGCAGGAUUUGCUGCCGGCGGCCACUACCAACAUCCGGGUGGCUCCACUGAUACGCUCUGUUUACCGGAAGUUCCAGUGUUCUCCGACCACGUGACAGGAAAUGACGAAGACCGGAACCUCAUGUACAGCGUCAAGUACGGCAGCUCGAGCAGCGCAUUCCAGAAAAUGAUGGGCGGUUCAGGUUCGAACCUUCAUAAUGGCGACCUUCCAUGCAGCGCGUGUCAGGCGGCCGGCCGAGCCUCCCACGUGCUUGUUCCCGGAAGAAGUGUCUGCAUGCACGGAUGGACUCUCGAGUAUUCGGGAUACUUAAUGGGAAGUGCCUAUGCACAUACCAGUGGCAAGGAACUACUUUGUGUUGACAGUGACGCGGAGGUUUACACGGGAAGCGGUUCUUCGGUUGGCGGUAGUUAUCUCUACUUUGCGGAAGUACGUUCCGGGUUUGGUGGUUACACCAGCGGAAAUGAACUUCCCUGUGUUAUAUGUACCAGAUAA
Messenger RNA from Mya arenaria, 564 nucleotides. Its product is annotated as short-chain collagen C4-like. The record is from RefSeq and is a predicted model, not a curated record. The coding region runs from base 1 to 564 and encodes 187 amino acids. The transcript is spliced from 5 exons. NCBI's taxonomy places the organism in Eukaryota, Metazoa, Mollusca, Bivalvia, Myida, Myidae.